Molecule: messenger RNA, 2167 nt
Organism: Rana temporaria (common frog)
Lineage: Eukaryota; Metazoa; Chordata; Amphibia; Anura; Ranidae
Product: keratin, type I cytoskeletal 47 kDa-like
Exons: 8
Coding region: 437-1930 (497 amino acids)
Molecular function (GO): structural molecule activity
Source: RefSeq, a predicted model, not a curated record
AACUGAAUUGACCUUAAAAAAUAAUAGUUGUGCCUCUUCUAUGCAGGUUGGCAAUUGCCUGAAGCUGUGAGCAGAAUCAGAUUGUAAUGUUAAUACCGUUAUGACGUAAGCCAAGGUGAGAGAGAGGGCCUGUAGAACAACAUUCUAAGGAAAGAGGAGUUUGUAUCUCUAAGUUUCUAGCCAACGUGUAAAGAAGAGCCCAACGGCGGCAGCAUUUCUGUAAGGAUGGACUCGUUCUAUUGCAGCAGGUGACAUAUUUUCAUAUACCGGGCUGAAAAUCUCAAGGAGGAAUUUCGGUGAAUGUGCCCCUCCCACUGCACUUUGUAUACACAUAUAGAUAUAUAUUUGUGAAGAAGCCAAGGACCAUAGUUUGCUUUCUAACGUUUUGUUUUCUGCACAUUCUUUGAGUCAGAGCAAGCCCACCGAUACUUGCACCAUGGCCUUCUAUAGGAUUCCAUAUCCUUAUUCUGAUGAAAGCAGGCGUGGAGCUAGCCUUGGUGGAAGUCUUAGUGGAGGCCUUGGUGGAGGCUUUAGAGAAGACCUUGGUGGAGGCUUUGGAGGAGACCUUGGUGAAGGCUUUAGAGGAGACCUUGGUGGAGGCUUUAGAGGAGACCUUGGUGGAGGCUUUAGAGGAAACCUUGGUGGAGGCUUUAGAGGAGACCUUGGUGGAGGCCUUAGUGGUGGAUCCAGCAGUGGUUUUUCCUUCAGCUCUUUUGCUGCCUUCGGAGGAGCACAAUCCAGCGGCUUUGGUGGAUAUGCUGGAAGUGAUAAACAAACCAUGCAAAACCUCAACGACCGCUUGGCUGCCUACCUAGAAAAAGUCAAGGCCCUGGAAGCAGCCAAUACCGAUCUGGAGAUCAAGAUCCGUGAGUGGUAUGAGAAGCAAGUUGGCGUUGGAGCUGAUGCUACAGCCAGUGAUUACAGCAAAUACUACGACACAAUUAAUGACUUAAAGAGCAAGAUCCUGGUUGUCAAAUUUGAAAACUCUGGCACUGAACUGCACAUUGAUAAUGCCAGAAUGGCUAUUGAUGACUUCAACCAAAAGAAGGAGAUUGAGCUAUCUCACCUCAAGCAUGUAGAAGCUGAUAUUCAUGCCCUCCGCACAGUCCUGGAUGAGCUGUCACUGUCCAGAAGUAACCUGGAAUUCCAAGAAGAUAGCAUUUCAGAAGAGCUAGCCUACCUCAAGAAGAACCAUGAGGAGGAGAUGCAUGCUAAAAGAAGCAGCUCGGCAGGCCAAGUUGAUGUACAGAUGAAUGCCGCUCCAGGAAUAAAUCUCACUAAAGUCCUGAAUGAUAUGAGGACCAACUAUGAAGAUCUGGCUGAGAAGAACCGAGCAGAUGCAGAGGCAUUGUUUGCACAGAAGAGCAAUGAACUGAAGACAGAAAUUUCAGCUGGUGUGGAACAAGUAGAGACAAGCAAGACCGAAAUCACCGAUCUCAGACGAAACCUCAAAAGCUUUGAGCUUGAACUGCAGUCUCUGCUGGCAUUGAAAAAAAACUUUGAGGACACACUUGCAGAAACGGAAGCCGAUUAUGGAGGACAGCUUCAUCAGAUCCAGCUCAUCAUCACUGGGCUAGAGGAGCAGCUCCAUCAGAUCCGAUCAGACACGGAACACCAGAGCCAGGAAUACAGAGAGCUUCUCGAUAUCAAGACAAGACUGGAGAUGGAGAUUGAGACGUACCGCCACCUGUUGGAGGGAGAACUAGGUAAACUCCCCAUCCAGAGCUCAUCCUCCGAGUCUGCAUCUUCCUCUUCAACAGUAUCAGCUAAACAGACUUCCUCAUCUUCAAAUACCAUAUCACAGACUUCGCCUGUAGACUCCAGAAAAGCACCGACCAGAGCCGUAAUGGUGAAGACCAUCAUUGAAGAAGUGGUAGAUGGGAAGGUUGUGUCAUCAAGAAGUGAGCAGGUUGAAGGAAUGAUGAAAUAAAAAGAAAGGCUACAUUGAAUUUUUUUAUGGUGAAGACAAGAAAGGGUGGCGCUGGGUUGUGUUGGGACACCUACCUAAUGCUAAUGCUCUAAAGUAAAAUUUUACAAAAUUGACAACAUUUCUGACUAUGGCAUAUCUCCUAUUAAGAGGACAGAGACGGAACAUGCAUUUAAUACAUAGCUAAAGCUUCAUUCCAGCCAAAACUUGUACAUUUUGAAUAAAGUUUUUUUUUUUUUU